This is a messenger RNA of Glossina fuscipes, 2499 nucleotides long. RefSeq lists its product as uncharacterized. The transcript has a single exon. NCBI's taxonomy places the organism in Eukaryota, Metazoa, Arthropoda, Insecta, Diptera, Glossinidae. Bases 1870 to 2499 code for a protein of 209 amino acids. The record is from RefSeq and is a predicted model, not a curated record.
CAUAUAACGAUUUUUCAAAAUGAAGCGCUAUAUGGAAAGUGGUUGAAAUAGUCAAUCAAACCAUUUCAACAGCGUUCAUCUUUGGAUUAAAGCACGUUAGUGUUCCAAUUUUCAUCCAAUACAGUAAAAUGCAGGUUGAACUUAAAUUACAUGGACCAACAUUAGAUGGACAUAUGGACAGACAGGUUUAGACUGGGAAAAUGAUGUUGAAUUGAUCGGUAUAACAAUCAGUUGAUCUAUCUUAGAAGCAACUGAGUGUUACAUAUUUCCGCACAAACUUGAUACACCUUGUCUCACAAGUGGUGUGGGGUAUAAAGAGUCAAAUUGACUCGCUCCGGCAACCUAGUGUCAAAGUAGGUUAGGCUAUCAUUCGGUUAGUGUACCAAUUUUUAUCCAACUAUCUUAAAAAUUAUAAUAAAAUGCAGAUUGAACUCAAAUUACAUGGACCAACAUCAGACGGACAGAUGGACUGACAGGUUUAGACUGAGAAAAUGAUGUUGAAUUGCGAUUGGUCUACCUUAGAAACACCUACGUGUUACAUACUUCUGCACAAACUUGUUACAUCUUGUGUCACAAGACUCAAAUUGACUCGCUUCGGCAACCUAAUGUCCAAGUAGGUUGGGCUAUCAUUCUUUAACCGCUUUUAUCUUAAACAAAUUUGUAAUGCAUAUAAUUAAUUACUUACCAAUAAUAGAUUUGGAAAAAUAUUUACCAGAAUCUAAAGUUCAGGCACUUUCCAUGUCAAAAAAAAAACUGGAAAAGUUAAUCACUUUCAUUAGGAGUUGAACGGAAAUUUGCAGAGCCUGGCCUUGAUAUCCUCGAACGAUUUCCCCUAGAUCUUAGGAUAUUUAAAAAACUUAUUACAACUGAUCGGCCAAAAGCAUUUAUAUCAGAAAAACUUAAUAUAUUUUGAAAGACUGAAUAACACGAUGCUGUCGGGACACUAAUGAACAACGUGAAAGAAAAUCAAUUUACGUUGUGUCACAUUAAUGUGUCAUCUUCGCACUUGACUUUAUUUAGAGGAUAAUAAAUAUUUGAACAAAAAAAGAAUAAACAAACGCACCCAAGAGAUAUCAGCGAAUGAAUGUAUGUAAAGUACACAAUGAUCUUAGCACGGACUCAUUGAAUGUACUUUUAAGCAAAUUUUUAGUUUUACAUAUAUACUCUUGCCUCCCGAAAGCUCUUCUUUUACAAUGUUAGCUAUUUAUGUAUUCAACGUAGGAUGCAAACGUUAACAUUCACAAAGGCAUGAUCCAUAAAAAAUAUGAAAAUAAUAAUAAAUCAAUAUCGGGAAUGUUAACAGUAAAAGCAAUGAACCGAUCAACUCUGACCUCGAAAGGUCGUUGCAAAUGAAAAGAAGGAAAACAAAAUACAUAUACAUAAUUAAAUAACUAUUUGAGUUAUGUUGUAGCAUAUUAAUGUAAAAUAAUUUUAUUAAAAUUAGCGUAAAUGUAGCGUAACUAGUAAUGAAACUUUGUCACGUACUCCAGCUACCAUAUCCAUAGAGAGAGAUAGAGAGAGAGAGAGAGAGAGAGAGAGAGAGAAUUGAAAUUGAAACGGAAAACAAUCAUAAGAAGCGUAAAAUCCAUGAUAAAAAAAAAAAAAAUUCACAAAUGUUGUUUUUUCAUAUUACAUUUGUAUUACGUAUCCGAUACUAAAGCAUAAAUUUAAAAUUCAUCAAAGAUCAAGGUGAUGGCAAAAGUUUUAUGUUAACGAACUUCCCAUUCAGAGUAUAUAAGAAUCGUUGAUAACGAUUUAUAAAUCAUAAACUUAUUAAGCGAAUAUAAGAAAACUUCUUCUAAUUAUCGAAUCGCGAUUUCUCGAAAUUCUUUAAAUAAAUCCUCUUCGAUAAAAAAAACAAAGAAAAAAAUGGUUAAAAUUGCGAUAUUUUUAACUUUAACUUUGACUAUCUACAUUGGUGCGGAGCCGAUAAGACAGCGUUCGUUUAGCAGGAAUGCAAAACAAAUUCAAGUUACUCCUGCACCGGCUGGGUAUCCAGCAGCUGGCGUCACUCCGGAAAUACCAUUCGAAUUGCCAACGGAAACGAAGAGACCAGAUACAGUUUACGGACCCCCGCAAUCCGAGCAACCUGAUGCUGUCUAUGGACCACCGUUAACGGGAUCGGAAAGUCAGCACACGCCUGACGCAGUAUACGGUCCUCCAGGUACCUUAAAUCAAAAUCCAAACAUUUUAUAUACUGCUCCUGAUACGGAAAUUGCCGAAGAGACUUUCGAAAUUGAACCAUCCGAAGAUGAAUUAGAAAUUGUCGACGAGGAUAACGAAGAGGUUCUCGUUUCUCUAAACGAUGAUGGUUCAGUAGUAGCUGUUUCCUCGUCACUUGAUCAAAAUAAUGCCAUUAAUCAGCAACCGGCUCGUUUAGUGUAUCAACGUUUUCCGCCGAGGCGCCAACCAGCCACACCUGUUCCGGAACGUCUUACGCAAUCUAAAAUCGUUAAACCUGUAAAUUUUGUUUACACUGCUAGAUAUCAAAGUUUUUAG